CACCGCAUCUCGGCAACAACGGUUACAAAGCGAGCAGAAAAUAUCACAAUAAAAACUUUUUAGUAAAUAACAUAAGAAGAACAUUUUUAUUCCUUUAAAAGUCCAUGGAAAAUGUUCAAUCGAACGUACUGUAAUUUUGAAAAACAUUGAAUAACUUAAAACGUUUAAAAACCACCAAAAACAAUUAAACCCAGUACUCCGGUACUUUGUACUUAUCACAAAAAAUCAAUCAAGAGGGGAAAGAAAAAUUCACAUGCAAAAAAAUUAACAAAAACCCCACGCCAAAAAAAUCGACAAAGUGAAACAAACAAAAAUAAUCGAAAUCGAAAAAUCAAAAUGGUGGAAAAUCGAAAAUUGUUUUAUGCAAUUAGUGUAUUGUUGUUGUUGAGUUGCUGUCAAAUUAUUACAAUGUUUCCACAUAAUGCAGAUAGCGAGUCGAUGCUGCUGCUGUCAGCCGGCAAUGGAGAUGGCGAGAAUAAGACCAGCAGCUCUGGCCUAGCAAAUACCAGCAAUAACAGUGAAUACAAUCGGGCCAACGUUGAUAGCGCUAGCAAUCAGAGCUAUGGCAACAAUGACGAUGAUAGUGAAUUUAUAAUAGCCGUGGAAAGGAUGCACCAGCACCACCACCAGCAGCAGCGGCAGACAAUGGAGAAGCCUAUCGAUGAAUCGUCAUCCAACUUGGCUGGCAUGGGCAACCAGGGAGUGUGGGAGGCACCACCAGAUAGUGAGCCAUCGGAAAAUAUUGAUGAUUUGAUUUUUCUGGACAAACGACCAAUUAACCAGCAUCAGUACAUGGCCCGACUUCCGCCGCGCCUUUCGCCAUCUCCACCACCAGCAAGAAAGGAACAGCAUUUGUUUGAAAUUCAUCUUCAUCUGAGUGCCGAUGGUCAGGACAACGAUAGCGGCAGCAGCAGCUGUACAUCUGAUGAGCAUUCUGAUUCAUUAACACAUCCAACAUUUGCCUCAUCAACGGCAUCAUCAGCCAAGGAUACAGAUGCCGAUGCCGCAUUGCCACCGCAUGAAAUUCAAUUACAACCGGACAAUAAUGAAGAGGUCAGUGGAACGUUGACAACAGCGACCACGACGGCGGUCCCAUUUACCCCCCUGGACUUAAGCGAUUUUCUAUCACUAAUACCGGCUGCCAAAGUCAAAGCCAUCGUGGCCCAUUAUUAUCGCAAUGAUCCGGAAGUUCAGCGUGCCCACGCAUUCAUGUCUAGUCGAGAUUUCAUUUCGCUGGAACAACACAUUUUUUCGUUACCGGAAAUGUCAGCAUUUUUACGUUAUUUAAAUAGCAGUGGUUUGGACUUGGUACAUUUCAUAACAACACUCACCAAUGUGACGUCGCCGGUCGGGGUAGGCGAUACAGACGAACCGACAACAGAAAAAGGUCAAAUGGCUCCAUCGGCACUCGAGACAAAUGAUAUUGAAUAUGGACGAACAUUAAAACCCAUAACAACAACAUCAACCAUUGAAAUACCAACACAUCCGAUGCUGCCUCCAUCGUCAUCGCCAUCAGACUCCGAAUUUACACCGCAAUCAACACUCGGCGUAGCAUCGGAUAUGGAAACAACAACAGCAAAAGAGCAACUUAAUGGUUUACAUGGUUUAGUUGAUAGCAUUCUGGAGGCCCUGCCACAGGAUCAAAUACUGGCAACAUUCUUUGAUAAACUCGAGUCGAGUGAACAGUUUUCCAAACUUGUCGAUAAUAUUGGCAGUCCGGAGUUCGCGAAAAUACUAAACAAUAUGCAGAAUUCAGUACCACUGAGAAAUUUCAUAUUUACCCUGCACAAUAACGGAAUUUAUGUCAUACGAAUUGUUGACUCGUUAAAAUCAUAUUUUUUCCUGGGAGGAUUUUAAAUGACAUAUAAAUACUGAACGGGCCGCCAGCCCACAUACAUAUACUACGUACGCACAUCACAUUACUUUUAAGAAAUUCCUUUUAUUUUCCACAAAAAAGAAA
Messenger RNA from Musca domestica (house fly), 1960 nucleotides. RefSeq lists its product as uncharacterized. The coding region runs from base 337 to 1857 and encodes 506 amino acids. The transcript has 4 exons. The record is from RefSeq and is a predicted model, not a curated record. Lineage: Eukaryota; Metazoa; Arthropoda; Insecta; Diptera; Muscidae.